Messenger RNA from Stegastes partitus (bicolor damselfish), 585 nucleotides. RefSeq names its product fatty acid-binding protein, liver-type. Bases 160 to 543 code for a protein of 127 amino acids. Lineage: Eukaryota; Metazoa; Chordata; Actinopteri; Pomacentridae. The transcript is spliced from 4 exons. The record is from RefSeq and is a predicted model, not a curated record. Gene Ontology annotation, molecular function: lipid binding.
UAUCUCUCUGCCUUAUCUGCAGUGGUCGAUCCUGCUGGUCGAGGUGGGCUGGAGCUGCCUUAAUUGGAGUCACCUGUGGUUAAUGAUUGAGCCGCUGCCGUUUGCGGGUAUAAAGGGAGCAGAAAGCCACUUUUAACUUUACUUUUGCUGCCUGCCACCAUGUCUUUUGCUGGAAAGUACCAACUUGAGUCCCAGGAGAACUUUGAGCCUUUCAUGAAGGCGAUUGGUGUUCCUGAUGAACUCAUCCAGAAAGGCAAAGACAUCAAGAGCACCUCCGAGAUCGAGGUGAACGGCAACAACUAUAAAGUCACUGUCACAACUGGCUCCAAAGCCCUUGCCAACUCCUUCACCAUCGGACAGGAGACUGAGCUGGAGACGGUCACUGGAGAGAAAAUCAAGGCGGUGGUUCGGCUGGAAGGCAACAAGCUGAAGGUCAGCCUGAAGGGAAUCGAGUCAGUCACUGAGCUGGUGGAUGCCAACACACUUGUCAACACAAUGACUCUUGGAAGCAUUGUGUACAAGAGGAUAAGCAAACGCGUGUGAAUGUCUGCACUUGGGGUAAUAAAAUGUGAACGAAAAAAAGCA